Prorocentrum cordatum is the source of this 903-nucleotide messenger RNA. NCBI's taxonomy places the organism in Eukaryota, Dinophyceae, Prorocentrales, Prorocentraceae. The record is from the annotation of a GenBank genome assembly.
CCGCAAAACCACACCACUUUACAUACUCGUGGGUCACAGCCCACCACUCGCUCGCUCCCCGAGAUGCAGGUGGACAGGAGUGCCAGAGAUGCCCUCUUCGAGAAGGCGUGCGCAUGUGAAGAUCUCUUGGCCCGUCUUGGCACCCGGCCCAACCUCAGUCCUGACUCCGACCAUGAGGUUGAUGACGAGCCCCUCCGUUGCUUGUCUUCGGUGGGGAUCAACGGUUAUGGCUUAGCUGUCGAAGCCAAGGGUGCUUCCAGAGCAUUCGAGAAGUCGCCCGCCUCACUGUGGGGUCCCGCUCUUGCGCGGACGCCCGGGAGCGCACGCACGCCACUGAGCAGCAUGGCUUCGGCGUUUGUUCCGCGUGCUUCGCAGGUGGUCAGCACGCCCCAGCAGCCUCCCAGAUCAGAGGAUGUUCCAGUUCCCUGUUUUGCACGCCAAUUAUCGACAGAGCCAGCGCCGACCACAGCGAUGCUGCUGAACCUGCCGUGCGACCUGAUGUGUGAUGCUCUGCUCCUGGUGUUGAACGCUCACGGCUUUGCAGGGCUCUACGAUUUUGUCUACGUUCCAGUUGACUUCGAGAGCCGGAGAGGCAAAGGCUUCGCUUUCGUGAACAUGAUCACUGAGGAACACAUGCAGCGCUUGGUCCAGGUCUUCCACGGCUACAGCGGCUGGUCACGUGGGCGACGAAAAAUCUGCAAGGUGACUUCGUCCAAUGUGCAGGGCUUGCGGGCGAACGUUCGUCGCUAUCGGAACAGUCCAGUGAUGGGCCACGACGUUCCUGACAUCUUCAAGCCAGUGCUCUUCUCGGGCACUCAGCAGGUUCCGUUCCCUAAGCCGACCAAGUGUUUGCCCCAGAUUCAGCCGAACGGGCGUCCCAUGUGCGCACGCGCGCUCCAAUAG